Planococcus citri (citrus mealybug) is the source of this 3712-nucleotide messenger RNA. RefSeq names its product DNA repair and recombination protein RAD54B-like. Gene Ontology annotation, molecular function: ATP-dependent chromatin remodeler activity; DNA translocase activity; ATP binding. Gene Ontology annotation, biological process: reciprocal meiotic recombination; double-strand break repair via homologous recombination. Gene Ontology annotation, cellular component: nucleus. Bases 165 to 2678 code for a protein of 837 amino acids. Lineage: Eukaryota; Metazoa; Arthropoda; Insecta; Hemiptera; Pseudococcidae. The transcript is spliced from 15 exons. The record is from RefSeq and is a predicted model, not a curated record.
GUUUGGCGCCCAAAUUUUCACUAGUUCAUUAAUUUUUCUUAUUACUUUUCUUGAAAUUUAGCUAAAUUAGCGUUGGAGUAUUCGAAUACUUUAAUUAUAUUCGAUUUCAAACAUCGUUAGUGACAACUCUAAAAGUACAGAUCUAUUUAGUGCUCAUAAAUACCAUGCGACGUACUCGAGCCCCUUCGCAGUUAGCCAAGAAUCCUUGCACUCCAAAAGGCUUCGCUUCGGUCACCGGAGCCACCAGAAGCACCGAGAAAUUACUCAAUUUGGUGGCAAGUACCGAAACACUCGUAACGUCUUCAGAUGACUCAUCAUCGCAUUCUGUACCUUUAGAAGAUACAGUACCUGAAGUUCAAAAUAUCGAUGAUACUGACUCCAAGGCAGACAAGAAAGUGUUUAAUGUUGUUUGGGGUAAACAAACUAAGAAGAAGCAUAAAACUUGGGAAGGUGAUGGAACCGUAGAAGUUUCAAACGAUACCGCUGUUCUAAAGGAUGAAAAUGGACAAAUUCUAGGACGUACGUCGAAGUUGAAAGCACCGCUGGAGGAAGGAAGUCGCGUUUAUAUCGGAAGUAAAGAAGUUGAGAUUAUCGAUGAAGUUUGUAAAGAGAAUAUUAACGUGAGCAAAUCUAUCGAAAGUGUUUCUUCGAGCGAUGGUUUCAAAAGACCGGUGAAAAGAUUCAAAACUAGUUGCAGUUCGCUUCAUGUGGUUGAUGAUGUAAAUGCUCUCGUUCUACCUAAACCUGAUCUUAGCCAUCAAUGGAAGUAUAACAAGGAUGGUUUACCAAUAACGGAUGUUAAAUUAGAUUCUUUUCUUUCCCGCGUCUUACGACCACAUCAACAACAAGGAGUGGUAUUUUUAUACUCGUGUGUUACCGGUAUACGUGACAUAAAACGUAACGGAGCGAUUUUAGCCGAUGAAAUGGGUCUUGGAAAAACGCUGCAGUGUAUUUGUCUGAUAUGGUUACUUUUGAAAAACGGUCCUUAUGGUGGUCUACCUCUCGUCCAACGAGUAUUAAUAGUCACUCCUAGUAGUCUGGCCAAUAAUUGGUUAAAAGAGUUCAAACGAUGGUUAGGAUUUCAACGACUACAGCCUUACGUGAUCAGCCAGAAACAAAAGCCGUCCUCUUACGCGAAUAUUCCGUCUACCAAAUCGCCAGUUAUGAUUAUAUCGUACGAAAUGCUUGUUCGACAUUUCGACGACAUUAAAGAUAUAAAAUUUCAAUUGCUAAUCUGCGACGAAGGUCAUCGUUUGAAAAAUAAUCAAAUUAGAACUUCAACGUUACUCAAUCAACUUAACAUCAGGCGACGUAUUAUUCUAACGGGAACUCCGAUUCAGAAUGAUUUACAAGAAUUUCACGCUUUGGUGGAUUUCGUCAAUCCUGGUAUUUUAGGAAGCUAUGCUGAGUUCAAGAAACAUUAUGAAGAUCCGGUCGUGUUAUCGAAUCAGCCAGGAUGCGACGACGAACUGAAGCAACUAGGCGAAGACCGAGCGAAACAACUUAAUCUUUCGACUAAUUGUUUCAUUUUACGUCGAACUCAGAGUAUUAUUAAUCAAUAUUUGCCUUCGAAGCAAGAAUGUGUUGUAUUUUGUAUUCCAACUCCGUUACAAGUGGAAUUGUCGCGAGCUGUUGUACAAUUCUGGGAAAGCAGUUUGACCGAUGUGAGCAAAAAAAUACCUCAUUUGAGCGUUAUCACCUUAUUGAAGAAGAUUUGCAACGAUCCCAGGCUGGUCAAAGGUGCUGUCGAAGAUGUCGUUGAGGAUGAUUUCGAUAUUCUUGAAGAUAAUGAACCGGUUGAGGAAACUUUAUCCGAUUUGCUGGAAUCAGUGUUUUCCAAAAACGGAUCUACACCAUCGUACGAAUUCUCUGGAAAGAUGUCUGUUUUGGAGCAAUUGUUGGUCGAUCUGAGAAAAACUAAAGAGAAAAUUGUAUUGAUAUCGUAUUUUACUCAGACUUUGAAUUUAUUAGAGAAACUCUGCGUGGAUAAAAACUACCCCUUCUUACGUUUAGAUGGAAGUACUCCUGCUUCAGCUCGAAUGGAAGUCGUAGACAAAUUUAAUAACGAACAUUUGAAUAAUUUUGUAUUUUUAUUGAGUGCCAAAGCUGGCGGCAUUGGUUUAAAUUUGACCGGAGCAUCUCGAUUAAUUUUAUUCGACUUGGAUUGGAAUCCAGCUUCCGAUUUGCAAGCCAUGAGUCGCAUCUGGCGCGAUGGCCAGAAAAAGAAUUGCUUCAUAUAUAGAUUCUUGACCAGUGGCACAAUAGAAGAGAAAAUAUACCAAAGGCAAAUCUCAAAAACAGCUUUAAGCAACGCAAUUGUCGAUAUUCAUAACACGUCCAACGUGAAACUAUCUAUCGAAGAAUUAAAAGAUCUCUUCGUCUGCGACCCAGAUUGUUCAUCCCUGACCCAUGAUUUACUAUCGUGUCACUGCGAUGGCACAGGAAUACCAGAUAUCGCUCACGACGAUGAAACUAUCGUCGAAAGAGAAUGUCAGCUGAAUUUAAACGAGUCGAGUGGAUCUAAAGGAUCUUCUAAAAUUAGCGAAUUACUCGAAUGGGAACAUUACGCGCCACCUUUUGAUGACGAUAUUUUACAAGAACUGUACCUGAAAUCGACUGCUGAAAGGAUAUCGUUCUUAUUUAGAAAUAAAUGCUCGACUGUGGAAACUACAAAUUGAUGAGUUGAGAUUUGUGACCUGCCUUAUUGGUAAUUACCAUCUUCGGAACUUCAAGAGAACUGAGCGUUUUCGUCUGCCGAAUUUUCAUCUUCAUCUUCGAAAUGAAUAUUUACUCCAAAAUUUCAAUUAUGUUGGUGAAAUCUUGAUUGGUGAGUGACUUAGACUAAAAUAUAUUAGAAUUUAAGGAAUGUACUUUUUUUUAUCCCCAAUUUCCCUUGACAACCGAAAUGCAACGUAGACCUGCGAUGAUGGAUUAUCGAGUACUCUGAAUUAUCCAUACAUUUCCAAUAUUGCCUCAGUUGUUGAAUACUCAUACUACGCGAUGAGAGAAAGGUACAAUCGUAAUGUUUCCUCUUGUCCAUGCUGGCUUUACUACAUUGCACUAUUGGCUCGAACAUCUUGAAAGUCAUGAACAAAUGUGGAAAUACCCCCUCCUUCCCCCUCGAAUUGAACAGCACCCUGUAAUGAGUUCAAAUCCCUUUGAAACUUACAUCUUUUACCAUUGGAAAUUUUUAUUUUGUUACUUUUGUGUAAUGGAAAAAUAAUUAUUGAAGCUUUUAUUUAUCGACAAAAACUUGGCAGAAAAGUGAUUACAAAAAUCACAUAGUAUUAUGAAAAAUUUGAUGUUGUGUUGUUUGUUUUGCAUCGAAAUGAUGAAAAUGUAUUAAAAAAUUGAAGAGUUCAGUCACGAGUUCGAUCACCUUUUAAAGAGGAAGACUUCAAAAUUGUGAUAUGUACUACAACAAAUUGGUAGUAUUGAAUUUUUUCUUAUUUUGCGCCGUGGUUAGGUAUUUUUUUACCCCCUCCUUCAUCACUAAUUGAGUUUUGUAAUUUUUUUCUUACCUGUUUGUUGUAUUUUUAUGCAGUUGAUGUGAUAUUUUUUGAAACUAGUUAACUUACCUAUACUUGACUUAUUUUUAGUUCAGUUUUUUUUAAAAUCUGUAUGCUAUUUUCAAACAAAUUAUGUGGCUGUUGAUUUAUUUUCCUGUGAUCUAGCAUUAAAAAUAAAUGAAUAAAAAUGAUGAUCAAAUAAU